AUGCAGCAACAUCUGGUGGACAUCUGUUACUUCCGACAUCCGGAUAAGCAAAUCAUACGAUCCCACGAUCACAAUUCGGCUACAAUAACGUCUUUGCUCAGCCCAUUAUUGAAUAUUUUUCUCUCUUCCUUUCACUUUCUCUCUUUCUUUCUCUCUUUUUUUACUUCUUUUCACUCUUCCUUCACGUUUUCUUCUUUUUGCCAUAAUCCUCUCUCUCUCUCUCUCUCUCACUCUCUCUCUCUGCAGUCCAUUUCCGCUUUCUCCAUUCCCCUUCCUCUUUUCCGUUCUUUUUCUCUCUCUUUUUUUAAUCUAAUUCACACUCUGUUGUUCUCUCCUCUUUUUUUUCUCCUAUUUUCUUUUCCUCUCUCUCCUUUCGGUUUCUCUCAUUUUUGUUUACUCUAUCUUUUGUCUGUCUUUCUCCUCUCCGCUUUUUUUUUUCUGUUUCUUCCUCUUUUCCUUAACUUUCCCACUCUCAGUUCUCUUUCCUGUUUCUCUAACAUGUUUGCUUUUCUCUCUUUACUCUCGUCUUUCCAACAUCUCUCUUUUAUCUUUAUUAAACUUUUCAUAGAUAUUGUUUUUCACUUUCCCGGUAUCUCUCGAUUAUUUUUUCUGCUCUCUCUCUCUCUCUCUCUCUCUCUCUCUCUCUCUCUCUCUCUCUCUCUCUUCAUCUCCCUCUCUCUCUCUCUUCCAUUUCAUCUCCCUCUCCCUCUCUCUCUCUCUCGCUCUUUCUCUAUCUAUCUAUCUGUCUUUUCUUUAUUUCUUAAUUACAAUCCCUCCCUAUAUAUUUUUAUUUUCCUCUUUCUCCUUCUUUUUUCUCUUUCUCUCUCGUCACAUCUCUUUUAUCUCUCUCUCUCUCUCUCUCUCUCUCUCUCUCUCUCUCUGUAUAUUGCGUUUCUUUUCACCUAUUCUAAUUCAUCUUUACACAUUGUCUCUAUUCUCCUCUUUUUGUCUAUCUUUCUGUAUCCCUUUUCCUCGUUAAAUUCCCCCCCUCUCUCUCUCUCUCUCUCUCUCUCUCUCUCUCUCUCUUAUUUUUUCUAUUUAUCUUUCUCUAUGACUUCUUUCUCCCCUCCCCACACCUCGGUGUUUUUACAGGUUCCAUAUCUUCUGUAUUUAUUUGGUGAAGAACACACGUUUGGUUAUCACAUGCUGUCUUUUUGGACAUCAAUAUCGUUUUCUCUUCUUUAUCGUUUAUAUGUGCAAAAUGGCUACAGAUUGGUUUACACCAUCUUUUAUUCUUCUUUCUUUAGAAAUAAAAACAUUUAUUCAUUCUUUGCUAUUAUUUUUAGCGACAUCAACUCAUUGAAAUCCACACCCAAAGAUGUUUUUUCGAGAAAUCAAUGA
Molecule: messenger RNA, 1341 nt
Organism: Acanthosepion pharaonis
Lineage: Eukaryota; Metazoa; Mollusca; Cephalopoda; Sepiida; Sepiidae
Source: the annotation of a GenBank genome assembly